GGGAAUACCCUAAACGUGAACAGCUGAUUGCUUGUUAAUAGCAACAUGUUUAUGUUUUUGGUUUGAGCUUAUCCUUUAUUACUAAAUGUUCAGUUUACAUUUAAUAAAUGAAAAGCAAGCGUCCUAAGUAAUACAUUAAAUUGCGCCUUUACGUACGAAAUUGCGUACUAAGAAUCUCAUCAUGAAAGCAAUUUUACAACAGCGUGGUAAAAUAAAACUAUCCUUAAAGGAGUGUGAUUUAGAAAGAACUUUGCUUGGCGGUCAAAGUUUUCGUUGGCGAUCAUUACCUGAUGCCAAUGGAACGAAGUACUGCGGAGUGGCCUUCAACACCUACUGGGUGCUGGAACAGGAAAAGUCCUGCAUAAUUUACGAGGCGUACGGAACCACUCCAUUGAAAGCAGUGAACUACACAUCUUUAAUAUCAGAUUAUCUUCGCGUCGAUUUCAAUUUAAACCAUAACCAAAAAGAUUGGUUAAGCCGAGAUGAUAACUUUGUGAAGUUUCUAAGCAAGCCUGUCCGCGUUCUUGCUCAGGAGCCAUUUGAGAACAUUUUUAGCUUCCUGUGCAGUCAAAACAACAAUAUCAAGCGGAUAUCAGCAAUGAUCCAGUGGUUUUGUGAAACAUUUGGCACUAAGAUUGGCCACUUUAAUGGUUCCGAUGAGUAUUCAUUUCCUGUGAUUGAUAGAUUUAAAGGGAUCUCGAGCAACGAACUCAACGACCAGUUACGAACUGCUAAAUUCGGAUAUCGGGCCAAAUUUAUAGCACGAACCCUACAAGAGAUCCAGAAACGAGAUGGACAAGCCUGGUUCAUAAGGCUGAAGAGCUUGCCGUUCGAAAAAGCUCGGGAGGAAUUGACCCAGCUUCCCGGAAUCGGAUAUAAGGUGGCUGAUUGCAUCUGCCUCAUGUCACUGGACCAUUUGGAAUCCGUGCCCGUUGACAUACAUAUCUAUAACAUUGCAAAGAAGUAUUACUUGCCACAUCUAAACGGUCAAAAAAACAUUUCCAAAAAGAUCUACGAUGAGGUUUCGAAUCAUUUUCAAAAACUACAUGGAAAAUAUGCGGGUUGGGCUCAAGCCAUUCUUUUUUCUGCUGACUUGGGGCAAUUUCAAAAAACAUCCAAAGUUGAUUGUAACAAUGAUUCGAAUAAAAAGCUUAAAAAUUAAUUCAUGUUGGUGGUAUUUGUUAAUAACAUUACCAUUUUCAAUUCAGCUAGGGACAAAAUAUAUAUCAUAAUUAUUCAUAGCUCAUCUGUUUGCUAUGCA
Drosophila rhopaloa is the source of this 1261-nucleotide messenger RNA. RefSeq names its product N-glycosylase/DNA lyase (gene Ogg1). Gene Ontology annotation, cellular component: nucleus. Gene Ontology annotation, biological process: nucleotide-excision repair; base-excision repair, AP site formation; base-excision repair. The record is from RefSeq and is a predicted model, not a curated record. Gene Ontology annotation, molecular function: 8-oxo-7,8-dihydroguanine DNA N-glycosylase activity; damaged DNA binding. Lineage: Eukaryota; Metazoa; Arthropoda; Insecta; Diptera; Drosophilidae. The transcript is spliced from 4 exons. Bases 182 to 1162 code for a protein of 326 amino acids.